Clupea harengus (Atlantic herring) is the source of this 4054-nucleotide messenger RNA. RefSeq names its product NAD(P)HX dehydratase (gene naxd). NCBI's taxonomy places the organism in Eukaryota, Metazoa, Chordata, Actinopteri, Clupeiformes, Clupeidae. Gene Ontology annotation, biological process: metabolite repair. Gene Ontology annotation, molecular function: ATP-dependent NAD(P)H-hydrate dehydratase activity. The record is from RefSeq and is a predicted model, not a curated record.
AAUUACCUCUGGGUUGCUGUGGAUAUAAGAAGGUGGUUGGACAUUUUCAUCGUUGUCCACUAUAAAGUUUGAUCUGUUUAUGGUUGUUUAUCUAAGUUUAGUUUAGUGAGUAGUGACUGGACAACACUUACAAGUCACGGGCCCCGUCCCGCUUUCUUAUUGGUUAAUUCACGCUCAUCGCAUUAGAUGACUUUCUGUGUUGACAAGAUAGCUUCCUGCCUUAAGAUCACCCAUGACACAGUUACGUGUAUUCGCUAUCCUAGCUGGUGUUGUAAACUACCCUCGUUCUCUAGGUAAGAAUAUACGGCCACGACUGUUGUGACUUUCUUUAAUCCUCCCGCGAGGUCUGGACAGGCGUCAAGAGAUGCAGUAUGGAGUGUCACUGAUCUGCAUCAUUACUGUAGCCAUUGCAAUGGCGUUAAAAUGGGUCUAUCGGGGCGAUGAAGGUAUGACAGUCGACAAAUCGCAACCUUAAACGAACAGUGAACAUUGACAUGUAUUCGUUGCUCUUGUAUUAUACUUGGCAGGCAAAUAAAGCACAACUCUAAUGUUGUGGUAACGUUAUAGAUUUCAGUUUCAGAUAGCAAUAAUGAUCAAGUAUUCCCACGUAGGCUUAGUGUGUGCAUUUGUCUGUUAACGCUGUACAGUUUAUUUAUAUCAACAUUGCAUAUGUUAUCUACUAUAAGAAGUCUAAUUUCAGAUUAGUGUUAUCACCCAGCGGACAUGUUCCGUGUCGUACCGUAAACGAAUGACGAAGUGCACCAUGUUGGUGACGUUUCUGAGGACCCCGUAGUGGAGUUUAGAGAAGCGUUGCUAGCGAGCUGCCUUCUGCAAAUGUUGAGUGUCUCAAUGCCAAAAUAUACGUAAACAUAAGCCUAUCACGACAACAUUUGGAAUGUGGGCUUCGUAAGUGAGCAGCUAUGGGCAGUGCAUAUUUCGAGAAUGGCCAGAUUAGGGUGUUUUGUUCGUAACGGGAUUUUUCUUUAGCUAGCCAGUUAGCAAGUGUUUGCCUGCUAGUGUUGAUGCAAUGAAUUGCAAGAAUCAGUAGUGGGGAUUUGUUCUACUUGGUCGCUUUAGUCGUGGAAUAACAAUUGCAGAUUCAAGAGAAUUGUGGAACCGUGUGAAAUAUCAUGCUGGUGAAUCCAACGCGGGGAUUUCUGUGGUCGGAUGCGGAGACAAGAGCAUUGCUAACUAUUUGGGGGGAGCAGGACGUGCAGACUGCAUUGGAUGGCAACUUCAGAAACAGUCAUGUUUACCGAGAUGUAGCCAGCCGCCUGGGAGACAUGGGCUACGACAGGACACCUGAUCAGUGCAGGAUACGCGUGAAGAGCCUGAAAAGGCAAUAUUAUCAGGCGAAAGAUGCUUUCACGAAAAACAACGGACAGUAUCGUAAACUCUGCAAGUUCUUCGAGGAGAUGGAGCGGAUAUUAAGUAAUCGUCCAACAGUGGACCCACAGGAAAUGAUUGACAGUGUUGCCGUUGGAGACGAGAUGAUGGAUGGCACAGAGGAGGAGGGUGAGGGGACGGAACAGUCGUCGGAUUCCUACAUGCCAAGCGCUACUGAUUAUGCAGAGCAUCCCGUGAAAAUUGAGUACCCGUCCUACACCAUACCUGUGACAGUGGGAAGUGUUCCAGUUAAACCCAUCAACGCACAGACCAGAACCACCCCGUCCACGUCCUCAUGUCGGCCCUCUCGGCGGGGCAGGAAGCGCGUGGCCAGCCUGCCCCUGGACAAGCUGCUGGAACGCUUCCUGGAGCAGAGCGCCGAUGCUGAGGAGAACUUCUACAAGAUGGAGGAGCAGCGGCUGCACCAGGACGAGCGCCGGCGCGAGGCCGAACAUGCCCGCGAGCUGCACAUGCUCCACGUGCUCGGGCAGAUAUUUGGUGGUAUCGCCGACAGCAGCGGAGGCAGCAGAGGUGGUACGGCAGCGGCGGCGGCCAACGUCUCUGCCACACCCAUGCAGUCUGCACCCUCCCCUACGCCCAUGUCUGUUCACGUCGCCCCCGCCUCGUCCUCGUGGUCCCGAAUUCGCUCCCAGCACUCACGGCAGCAGCGCCAGCACGGCACGGUGUCCCCACUCAGGCACCACCUCCCAGACCACGGCCUGGAGACUGUCCCAGUCAUAGAACGUUCCUUUUCCCUGGGAAGUUCUGCGCACAGCAUGGAGAACACCCUUCAGUUGGUGAAGAACAUAAUCCCUCCUCUGACAUCCAAAAAGCACAAGGGCCAAGAUGGACGCAUUGGCAUCAUAGGAGGCUGUCAGGAGUACACGGGCGCACCUUACUUUGCAGCCAUCGCCGCAUUAAAAGUAGGAGCCGACCUUUCUCAUGUGUUCUGCACCAAAGACGCUGCCACCGUCAUCAAGUCCUAUAGCCCCGAGCUCAUAGUCCACCCAGUGCUGGAUAGCCCAAACGCAGUGGAGGAGAUUGAGAAGUGGCUGCCACGGCUACACGCCCUAGUGGUGGGGCCAGGGCUUGGCAGAGAGGACCUCUUGCUGAAGACGGCAAAGGAUGUCAUUGAGAAGUCCAAGGCCAGGGACAUUCCCAUAAUCAUCGACGCAGAUGGACUUUGGUUGGUGGCCAAGCAGCCGUCUGUCAUCCAAGGCUAUAAGAAAGGAAUCCUCACUCCCAACUUCAUGGAAUUUAGCCGACUCUACGAGGCCUUGCACCAGGAGCCUCUGGACAGCACCGACCAUCACCGGAAUGCCCAGCAGCUCAGCAUCGCCAUGGGCAACCUCACUGUGGUGCUGAAGGGGGAGGAGGACCUCAUCACCGACGGCAACAUGGUGCUGACGUGCACACAGGAGGGGAGCGGCCGGCGCUGUGGGGGGCAGGGGGACCUCCUCUCGGGCUCCCUGGGGGCCUUCGCCCACUGGGCCUUCAGCGCCUCAGACGCCACUAAGAAGUGUUCAAGUGUGAACCCGUCUCUGGUGGCCGCGUUUGGCGCCGCCUCCCUGACCAGGCAGUGCAACCGGCAGGCUUUCCACAAACACGGGCGCUCCACCACCACAACCGACAUGAUCCAGGAGAUCAGCACCGCCUUCAAGAAGCUGUUUGAGAGCUGAGACACGCACGCUAGGGUUCACGGCCCCUUGUCAACAAAUAAAUAAACAAACAAACAAACAAACAUUGUGGAGUACCAGCCCACUGUUUGCUAAGUAUUUGACUCUAAGCAAAGAAACCUGAUGUUCUGCAUUCACAAGACAACUGGUUUUGUCCCAAGCACACUCUUGUCUAUGUGCACUACUUUUUAUCCGUCUCUUCGUCAACUGUGAAGGGACAAAGAUAAUUUGUGCCACUUGGUGGUACGUUUCUGUAAACUGUCAAGUAGUUUGUACCUUCACCGACAGUGGAAUAUUUUACAUCUGAGGUAAAGGUAGGACUGUCUUAGUUCUCCAUUGUGGCAGCUGUGGAAAGCAGUUUUCUGUUGUGAUCCUUUUGUCAUUUUGACAUACACUGGGCUGAAUGACACACUGGGUUAGUUUGUUCUUUUGAACUCAAAAGUGCCUCUUAUCUUCAGACCAUUGUGUAUCAGCAGUCCGUGUGUUUGCACUUUUAGUUUGAAUAAGCUUGUAGUCCUUCAAGGGACCUCUGAACGGUUGUGUUAAGUUUUCAUCUCCAUUUUCCGACCACUUAAGAACAACUGCUGUCUGACAGCUGCCUCAGACCAGAAAAUGGAGAUAAAUCCACACCCUUGUAAUUCACAUCACUAAAGCUCCUGUCAAGAACACUUCUCUUGGAGUUCUUGAGGACAAGAUGGAUGUAGUAGUUAGAAAUGUAGUGUUUUAAAGAUGUAGAUGGGUGAUGUAAGGAAUCAUUAGUGUUUGCAGUGUUCAGGGACUUGGCUGUGUACCAGUUCCCCUGGGACUGAUCUGUCUUCCAUGUAAUUGAAUAGUAGCACACUAGCCACAAGUCAACAUAGCCCAUUCCUUUCUCUAGUCCUCUCUUGUCUCUUUGACAAUCACUUUCUCAAACCGAAAUCCAGCAUAUAUGUGCUUGGUGUUCCCCCGCCUAAAAGACAAUAAAAUGAAAACUGCAGACCUUUUUAAAUGAA